Molecule: messenger RNA, 3950 nt
Organism: Melanotaenia boesemani (Boeseman's rainbowfish)
Lineage: Eukaryota; Metazoa; Chordata; Actinopteri; Atheriniformes; Melanotaeniidae
Gene: zranb3
Product: zinc finger, RAN-binding domain containing 3
Exons: 22
Coding region: 140-3529 (1129 amino acids)
Biological process (GO): replication fork processing; DNA repair
Cellular component (GO): nuclear replication fork
Molecular function (GO): nucleic acid binding; ATP binding; endonuclease activity
Source: RefSeq, a predicted model, not a curated record
AAAGAUACCGCGAAACUAUUCUCGUGCCCCAGCUAGUCUGCUGUUUAAUUCGCUGGACUGAAGCUUUUCAUUCAGCUGAUUUACCGGCUUGAAUUCAAUCUUACUGAGUGAGAAACCUGAUCAGGACUUACUGGUGGAAAUGGGAGACGAUGUCCAGCAGACUUCUUGCUGUGAUACAAGAUGGUCGCAGCAACUGUCUGGACUUCCUCACAAGCUCCUACAGCGCCUGAUGCCUUUCCAAAGGGAAGGAGUGGAGUUCGCUUUGUCGAAGGACGGACGCUGUAUGAUUGCCGAUGAGAUGGGUCUUGGGAAGACGGUGCAGGCCAUCGCGGUGGCAUAUGCUUACAGGCAAGAGUGGCCUCUCCUGGUGGUGGUGCCCUCGUCUCUAAAAUAUCCCUGGAUUGAGGAGCUGGAGAAGUGGAUCCCUGAGCUGCAGCCUGGAGACAUCAAUCUGGUGGAGAACAAAAGCCACACCACAGGCAUCGGCAGCAGCAAGGUAACGGUGCUGGGUUAUGGCCUGCUCACCACAGACGCACGCCACCUAGUGGAGGUUCUGAGCAGGCAACAGUUCGCCGUGGUGGUGGUGGACGAGUCGCACUACCUCAAAUCCAGGAACGCAGCCCGAACUAAGAUUCUCGUCCCAGUGAUUCAGAAAGCAAAACGAGCCAUCCUGCUCACCGGUACUCCUGCUCUAGGUCGACCUGAAGAGCUUUUCAUGCAGAUUGAUGCCCUCUAUCCCAAGAGGUUUGGAACGUGGACAGACUACGCCAAGAAUUACUGCAAUGCCCAUUACAGAUAUUUUGGACCUCGCAGGCAGUGGGACUGUCGCGGGGCAUCCAACCUGGAUGAACUGCACCAGCGUCUGAGCCAGAUCAUGGUACGCCGUCUCAAAGCUGAAGUUCUCAGUCAGCUGCCCCCUAAAAUCCGCCAGCGUAUCCCCUUCGACCUGCCCAAGGAGGCUGCAAAGGAGGCCUCUGCCAGCUUCGCUGAGUGGGAGAGGCUGAUGAAGGGACUGGGGUCAGGAGUGGCCACAACAGACAACCCGUUCACUGAGGUCAUGAGCCUGGUGACACAGAUGUACAAGCAAACCGCUAUUGCCAAGGCUGGAGCUGUGAAGGACUACAUUAAGAUGAUGCUGGAGGCAGAGCAGCUGAAGUUCCUGGUGUUCGCCCACCACCUCACCAUGCUGCAGGCCUGCACCGAGGCCAUCAUCGAGGCUAAGGCUGGUUACAUCCGCAUCGACGGCAGUGUGCCGUCAUCAGAAAGAAUCCAGUUGGUCCACAAAUUCCAGAACGACCCAGAAACCAGAGUGGCAGUACUGAGCAUCCAAGCAGCUGGCCAGGGUUUGACCUUCACCGCUGCCAGCCAUGUGGUGUUUGCCGAGCUCUACUGGAACCCUGGACACAUCAAGCAAGCUGAGGAUCGCGCCCACCGCAUCGGGCAGACAUCCUCUGUCAACGUGCACUACCUCAUUGCCAAGGGCACCUUUGACACCGUCAUGUGGUCCAUGCUCAACAGGAAGGAAACCGUUACUGGCAGCACUCUGAACGGCAGGAAGGAGUACCUGAAGGCUGACGAGGGGGACAAGGACAGAUGGGAGUUCCUCAACUUUGCCAACGCUUGGACACCAACUGACAUGGUGCUACCGCUGGCGGGGAACUCAGGAAACAUGAAUGAAGACGUGUUUUUCACCCAUUUUGAGAUGGAGCAGCAGCACGACAUCCGUUCAUUCUUCUCUCCAAGUGCCAGUAAGGAGAAGAAGAGGAAAAGAACAGACGAAGAAGAAACGUCUCCCUCCAUCUCCUGGGAGACGGGUGCCAAACAUGUUGGCAGUAAUGAGGAGGAGGAGGAGAAUUCCUGUACUCCAGCAUCUUUUACACCUGACCCGGACUUUUCCCCGCAGCUGAAAAGGCUGCGGACGCCUCAGGCCAGGCCAAGCCCAAGGUCUCGAGUAAGGGGGAAGCGGAGGUCGACAACAGGGAGGAUCAGCCCCACCUCCGCGUUCCCCCGAAAGCUGUCGGAGCCCGAUUCCAUGUCGACGUGGAGCUGUGGGGCCUGCACCUACUCCAACAGCAGCCUGCUGCCUUACUGCGAGAUGUGCGAGUUCCCUCGCUCUGCCUCAGCUGUUAGUCCAGCUGGCUCAGAGCCACCCAGGCCUCCUCAACCCCACAUGACGACGGCCCAGCAGAGCAUCGAUGGCGAGCCGGAGCUGAGCCGGGUAAAAGCCAGAGAAGACAAAUGUGAUAAGCUUGGGGAAGAGGAUGAGCCUCCAAAAUGCAAACAAAAACUAGGAGACGUAGAGGAAGAGGACAAGCGGUGGCUCAAAGGCAAACAGUCGGCAGGAGAGGGAGGUGACAGCGUCCCUGGCAAUGUCGGCUGCCUCCCCCCUGACCACACACAAGACUGCGAAGAUGUGCCGUGUUCGACUUCUGCCUCUGAUGCUAAAGCCGAUGGGGAGGACAACGAUGGAGAUGACGCCAGCACCACCCAGUCCGUCUAUCCGGGCCUGCAGUUCUGCGCCAGCCUCUACACGGAUCGAGUAUAUCUCUACACCAAGGACGGAGCUCCGUUGAACUUGAGCUUCAUCCCUCUGGACAUCAAACUAACCAACUGGGACGACUUGCCCGAGGCCUUUAGCCAGCGCCGGGAAAAUCGAAUACAGGUCCUAAGGUUUGUUCAGGACUGGAGCAGCUUGGCAGCUAUGAAGCAGAAACUUCUUCGACGCAGCGCCCUUCUCUUCCACACUCCUACCCUGGGCCUGCAGCAGCUGGCCACCGCCCAGCGCCCGCACUCGAGCACCAAAAGGUACGUCAGCAGAGAUGAGGUGGCCCAGGCCUCCCUGACUAAGGCCCAAGAGGAGGGAGGCAGCGUCCGACUGGUCACCAAGGAAAACUUCUUUACAAAGAGAAAAUCUGUCUCUUCAUUAAUGCCAUUUUCUUCAAAGAGGGAGGAGAAGGAAUCCUGUAAAACCGAGGAUCAGAAGUCAUCGUCAGAGCUCGGCUAUCUGCAGGCUUUAGAUAGUCAAGGUGUCCCUCUAUGUCUCUCUUGCCAGCAGGGCUGCCCUACCACCGGUGGGGCGUGGGAUACUCGAUUCUGCAGCCACAAAUGCCAGGAGGAUUUCCAGUUGCGCUCUAGCCAGACGUACAUGCGCUCACGAGUGCUGGAGGCGGAGAAAGGUGUCUGUCAGCACUGUGGCCUCCACGUCCAUGACUUGUUCCUGAAGGUCCGAGACGCUCCACCCUCCCAGCGAAAGGAGAUGCUGGAGAACACCUGGCUCGCUCAGCUAUCGCUCAAACAGCUGAAUGAGAUGAUCCGAGCGCCGGUCGAGGGAGAUUUCUGGCAGGUCGACCACAUCCGGCCGGUGUACAGCGGAGGAGGACAGUGCUCUCUGGACAACCUGCAGACGCUCUGCACAGUCUGCCACAAAACCCGGACGGCUCAGCAAGCCAAAGAACGAAGCCAGAUGAGGAAGAGCGCAGCAGCCUCCAAGGUUGCAUCAGACAUCAGCAGGUUCUUCAUCAAGAAAUGAAAAGAACUAAAAUAGAGUAGGUACAUGUUUGAAUUUUUUUUUUUUCAGCCUCAUUUUCCACUGACAUCAUGAGUAUCUCGCCAGUCGUCGUACGAGUUGAAGAGAUUUUAUUGACUUCAUCAAAUGCAAAUUCAGCCAACUUCUUUCUUGUCCCUGAACCGUCAUGAGUGCGCCAAGUUUGAUUUAUGAUAGCCCCCCUGAUUCUUUUUUCUUGCUUGAGGCUGAAGUAGAGCAGGUUGUUUGGAGGGAUGCAGCUAUUUUAAGAUUGUGCAAACUUAGUAGAAAAAGAGCAGGUGAGAUGAAUUAAGAUGGUGCAGCAGAAAACACAACCAGGUGUCCUCAUUGGUGCCUCCAACAUCAUGAAAGCUUGUGAAUCUUUUUUCUGAUUGCUUUGUAGAGAAAUAAAAAACUGUUUUCAUCU